AUGCCGAAGUACAAGACAGCUGACACCUAUUUAUGGUAUACCACGAUGAAGAAGGAGGACAUAUUACAUGAGUUGGACAUGCCUGUAGCGACCCCACAGGAAGCGAACACUCUUAUUAUCCACCCAGGCGAAUUGCUCUGUCGUUACUAUCCCUGUGCCAAUAUGAACCGUUUCCAAAACACCAACGCCCUUAAGGCUCAUAUCAGAGAUAAGCAUAACGAGAUUUGCGAGGGAGAGGGCGGAGGUUCAAUCACAGCUGAGCGUGAUGCAGCUGCUAUCGCCUUUUACAAUGACCUCAAAUCUCGGUACGACACUCGUGUAGCUAGUGCCCCUCAGCCCGCAUUUCCUCUUAAGCGCGAUGGUACUAUCAAUAUGUCUGAGCUAAAGCGCCAGGCUAUGGAAAUGGGUGUGGACGUUCCCUGUGAGCAGUGUAAGCUCGAUAAUGUUUCGCGAAGAUGUUGCAGUCAUGCUCGCCGUACUCAGUGUGAUAUCUUUGAGGAGUUUGCCCCUUAUCCCUCUGAUACUAUUAAGGAUCCCUGA
Molecule: messenger RNA, 540 nt
Organism: Penicillium argentinense
Lineage: Eukaryota; Fungi; Ascomycota; Eurotiomycetes; Eurotiales; Aspergillaceae
Exons: 7
Coding region: 1-540 (179 amino acids)
Source: RefSeq, a predicted model, not a curated record